UAACCUACUUAAUGGGGACAUUUUCGAUAAAAACUCUUCUUUGCGCUCUCUUCCGUUGAGACCUCCCCCCAAAUACAUUUUUCGUGGAACAAAUCCACUUCCGGCGGCAAAUUUCACUUCCAGGACGGAGCGAAGGGAUAACAUUGGAGCUCAAACAAAUUCAAUCAAAGUGGGACCGAGAAUUGAAGAGGCCAGGUCUAACAUAAUUGAGCCACCCAAGUCUGCAACUUUUCCCACACCUUUUCACACCUGCGUGCAUACUUUUGGAUCAUCAUUGAGUCUAGUGGUGUAGAGUUUGCUUAACUUGGCGAUGCCGAUGAGAGGAUGAACAAUGGAAUAUUCAAAUCCUUCUUGUCGUCACGUGCCUUCUGCACUUCGCUCAUCUCACCCCAUCAACCAUUUCCUCAAAACCAUGACUUUGCUUCUCCCUCUACUUUGUUAUCCAGUGCUCUGCAGCAUUUCAUUAAUUCCGAGACUCCUACCCACGGCCAAAAGAUCCAUUCCUGCAUUCUGAAAUCUGGGUUUGUUCCAAACACCAAUAUUUCUAUCAAGCUACUUAUUUUAUACCUAAAAUGUAACUAUUUGAGAUAUGCACGCCAGGUGUUUGAUGAUUUGGGGGAUAGAACUUUAUCUGCUUAUAAUUAUAUGAUUAGUGGCUAUAUCAAACAAUGUCAGGUUGAAGAGUCUCUUGGUUUGGUGCGUAGGCUUUUAGUGUCUGGUGAGAAACCUGAUGGGUUUACUUUUUCUAUGAUUUUAAAGGCGUCUACUUCUGGGUGUAAUGUUGCGUUGCUUGGUGAUCUGGGUAGAAUAGUGCAUACUCAAAUCCUCAAAUCUGAUGUUGAGAGAGAUGAAGUUCUUUGCACUGCACUGAUCGACUCUUAUGUUAAGAAAGGGAGGACUGCUUAUGCUAGGACUGUAUUUGAUGUGAUGUCAGAGAAGAACGUGGUAUGUUCAACAUCCCUCAUCUCUGGUUACAUGAAUCAAGGGUCUUUUGAAGAUGCUGAACGUAUAUUUAACAAAACUUUGGAUAGGGAUGUGGUAGUAUUUAAUGCGAUGAUAGAAGGCUACAGCAAGACAUCCGAAUAUGCGAGAAGAUCUCUUGAAGUUUACAUUGAUAUGCAAAGGUUGAAAUUUAGGCCAAAUGUUUCUACAUUUGCUAGUGUAAUUGGUGCCUGUUCCAUGCUUGCGGCAUUCGAAAUUGGGCAACAAGUACAAAGUCAGCUCAUGAAGACUCCACUUUAUGCUGACAUUAAACUGGGAAGUGCCCUUAUAGACAUGUAUUCAAAGUGUGGAAGAGUUUCAGAUGCUCAAAGAGUUUUUAACCACAUGCAUGUGAAGAACGUGUUUUCGUGGACAUCUAUGAUUGAUGGAUACGGGAAGAAUGGAUUCCCUGAUGAAGCACUUGAGCUAUUUGGAAAGAUGCAAAAAGAAUAUGACAUUGUACCCAAUAAUGUGACAUGCCUUAGUGCUCUCUCAGCUUGUGCACAUGCUGGACUUGUGGACAAGGGCUGGGAGAUCUUUCACAGGAUGGAGAAUGAAUACCUGGUAAAGCCAGGGAUGGAGCAUCAUGCGUGCAUGGUUGAUUUGUUAGGCCGAGCAGGAAGGCUGAAUCAGGCUUUGGAAUUUGUGAUGAGGAUGCCCGAGAGACCGAAUUCGGAUGUGUGGUCUGCUCUACUUAGUUCUUGCAGACUCCAUGGUAAUAUAGAGAUGGCAAAAUCAGCUGCAAAUGAACUUUUUAAGCUAAAUGCUACUGGAAGACCAGGGGCAUAUGUUGCAUUGUCUAAUACUUUGGCAGAUGCUGGCAAAUGGGAAAGUGUAACUGAGCUUAGAGAAAUAAUGAAGGAGAGAGGAAUAUCCAAGGACACUGGCCGAAGUUGGGUUGGAGCUGAUAAUGUCUUUUAGUUCAAAUAAAAGGAGCAAAGAUGCACUAUGGCAUUUUUCUGUUAAACGAGAUUAUCCCUCUUUAUUGCUUCUCGUAUACUCAUGUUUCUUCUUGUGCUUCUGACAAUAAUUCAAAGCAUUUAAAGAAAAAAAAAACAUGUUUGAUGAAGUGAAUUACCCGACUGACCAAAAAGAAGAAAAACAUAACGCAGUUGCUGACUAUAUUUUGCAAGAUUCAUUUAGAGGAGGGUCCUGGUGAUAUACUAGUAUUUCUGACUGGGCAAAAAGAGAUUGAAUCUGUUGAAAGGCUUAUCAAUAAGAAACUCCCACAAUUACCUCAAGAAAAUCAGAAGCUUCUAAUUGUACCUAUAUUUGCCGCUCUUCCAUCUGAGCAGCAAAUGUGGUCUUUGCACCAGAUCCAUCUGGUUUUCGCAAGGUGAUAUUGGCAACUAAUAUUGCUGAGAGAUCAGUAACAAUUCCUGGAAUCAAAUAUGUAAUUGUUCCUGGAUUUGUUAAAGCACGUUCCUAUGACCCUGGAAAAGGCAUGGAAUCCUUGAUUAUAGUGCCUACAUCCAAGUCCCAGGCUCUGCAAAGAAGGUGGCACUAGAUUAUGUUGGGCGUGCAAGGCGUGAAGGACCUGGAAAAUGCUUCUGUCUAUAUCCUGAAAAGAAUUUGAGAAACUUGAGGACUCAACAAUGCCAGAGAUUAAGCGGUGCAACCUUUCUAAUGUUAUUUUGCAGCUCAAGGCUCUGGGUGUUGAUGACAUACUAGGGUUUGAUUUUAUUGAUAAACCUUCAAGCUAUUAUAAAAUCAUUGGAGGAGCUAUUUUUGUUGGGUGCCCUAACAGAUGAAUGUCUACUAUCUGAUCCUGUUGGACAUCAAAUGGCUCGACUGCCCUUGGAUCCCAUUUAUUCCAAAGCUCUUAUUUUAGCUAGUGAGUUUAACUGCUUGGAGGAGAUGUUGAUAACUGUAGCUCUGCUGUCUGUGGAAUCCAUAUUUUAUAGUCCUCGGGACAAGUUAGAAGAG
Molecule: messenger RNA, 2907 nt
Organism: Vigna unguiculata (cowpea)
Lineage: Eukaryota; Viridiplantae; Streptophyta; Magnoliopsida; Fabales; Fabaceae
Product: pentatricopeptide repeat-containing protein At1g28690, mitochondrial-like
Biological process (GO): RNA modification
Molecular function (GO): protein binding; RNA binding
Source: RefSeq, a predicted model, not a curated record